This is a messenger RNA of Trichosurus vulpecula (common brushtail), 743 nucleotides long. It is a transcript of the gene TSPAN1, whose product is annotated as tetraspanin 1. Lineage: Eukaryota; Metazoa; Chordata; Mammalia; Diprotodontia; Phalangeridae. The record is from RefSeq and is a predicted model, not a curated record. Bases 1 to 717 code for a protein of 238 amino acids. Gene Ontology annotation, cellular component: membrane. The transcript has 7 exons.
AUGAGUUGCUUUACCUUCCUGAAGGUCACCAUGGUUAUCUUUAACCUCCUCAUCUUUAUCUGUGGUGCAGUUCUGCUGGGAGUGGGAAUAUGGGUGUCUGUGGAUGGUGCUUCCUUCCUGAAGAUCUUCGGGACGGUGUCGGCCAGUGCCAUGCAAUUUGUGAAUGUGGGCUACUUCCUGAUCGCUGCGGGCUGUGUCCUGGUGGUGCUUGGCUUCCUAGGGUGCUAUGGGGCCCACAAGGAGAGCAAAUGUAUACUGUUAACGUUUUUCUCCAUCCUGCUCAUAAUAUUCAUUGCUGAGAUCGCUGCUGCUGUGGUUGCCCUGGUCUACACCUCCCUGGCCGAGACCCUGCUCAGCUCCUUGGUUGUAUCUGUGAUCAGGGAGGACUACGGCAAACAAUCGGACAUCACCCAAGUAUGGAACAGCACCAUGGAAGGGCUCCAUUGCUGUGGUUUCAACAACUACACAGACUUUGAAGGCUCCCCCUUCUACCAGACGUACAAUAGCUUUCCCUCAUACUGCUGUGCCAAUGAAACCACCUCCUGUUCUAAAGAAGAGGCCUCCCAGUCUGAGGUCAAGGGCUGUUUUCGGCAGCUCUUGUACGAAAUUCACACCAAUGCCGCAGUUGUGGGUGGCGUGGCUGCUGGCUUUGCGGCGCUAGAGCUGGCUGCCAUGGCAGUGUCCAUGUACCUGUACUGCAAACAGGACAAAGUCUGAUGCUGAAUACUGCUGGGGCAUGGGGG